Panicum virgatum (switchgrass) is the source of this 3937-nucleotide messenger RNA. RefSeq names its product zinc finger protein 8-like. Lineage: Eukaryota; Viridiplantae; Streptophyta; Magnoliopsida; Poales; Poaceae. The transcript has a single exon. The coding region runs from base 537 to 1388 and encodes 283 amino acids. Gene Ontology annotation, molecular function: DNA-binding transcription factor activity. The record is from RefSeq and is a predicted model, not a curated record. Gene Ontology annotation, biological process: trichome differentiation; response to gibberellin; trichome morphogenesis.
UCUCUCAGAGACAGGUACUUGUUUGUUAUGAGAGCUCAAAAGCCUCCGAGUGCAGUAGUACUUGCCAGAGCUAAGAGCUUACUGUGUACUAUGGCCACCCGACCCCUGCUCAAGAAUUUACUACUACAACACCACCGUGGACGAUGUAUCCACACCUCCCAUCCUUUCCCCCUAUCCUCCCGGCAGGCCCACCCUCCUCCUAACUAACCACGAUAUAGUAAGGUGACAAUUACCCUGCCUGCUCCACAGUACCCAUGCAAAACCUAUCACUCGUAUACAUUUGGCAGUUGGCACUCCUUUGAGCAACACGAGCACAGGCCUCCCUGCUGCUCUUUCCAUUCCCUAGCUCCCUUGUCUCUCCCCUCCCCCCAGUUCCUCUCUCCUUGCCAUCGCCGAGGAAGAGUGCUGAGAGGGUUCCCCAACCUCAUUGCUAGCUAGACCAGCUUAGACACCAGCCAGUUACUUUGUACUGCAAAUUAAAUUAUUCUCCACAAAGACACGAGAAAUUCUGUACCUUCUUCCUCCACCUGGCUUGCAUGGGCAGCGGCAGCGAAGGCGGCAGCGGUGGCGCCGCGGCGAGCGUUCGGGAGCCUCACGACUUCAGCAACGUCGCGUCCUUCUCUGAGCUGCCGUUCCUGCGCUCCGCUCCUCUUCGUGAAAGCCCCAACUCCGGUAUCCGCAUCUUCGGCAUUGACGUGCCGCAUUCGUCACCGGAGAGCAAGGCUAAAGAAACCACAGCCACCACGGCCGCCGCCGCCGCCGCCACGCAAAGCAGCAGUGGCGGCGCCGCUCCCACCGACAGCAGCCGCAAGUUCGAGUGCCACUACUGCUGCAGGCACUUCCCGACGUCGCAGGCGCUCGGCGGCCACCAGAAUGCGCAUAAACGCGAGCGGCAGCACGCCAAGCGGGUGCAGAUGCAGUCGGCGAUGGCCGCCGCAGCGGCGGCGGCUGGCGGCGCGCACCACCACCACCUCCUCGGGUACCCGCAGCAUCGCUUCGGCGUGGCAGGCCCUACGGUGGCGACAUUGUACCCCUCCUGGCACACAAUGAGGGCUCCAGGCGCCGGCGCCGGCGGUGCCGUCGCCAUCGGCCCGCAGUUCUACAGCGGGGUCGGGUCGAUCGCUCAGCCGAUCAACGGGAACCCCCUGACGGCUGGGCUCUGGAGAGGACCGCCUGCUGGGCACGGGAACACGAGCAUGCCGCCGGCUGGAGAGCGGCGGCCAGUUGCACUGUCCGUGUUCCGCGAAGAUGAGCCAAGGGCUUCAACGUCUCUUUUGGCGUCACCCUCCUCUUCUUCCUCUUUGCUGCUGUCUCCACAAGGUCAGUUUGUUUGUGAGCAGCCGGCAACCACCGCAGCCGAAGGCGUGAGCUUAGAUUUGCAUCUAUAAUUGUUACCUUUUCUCUGCUGCUUUUAGCGGAUCAACCCAAGAACUCAUUUCCGUUACCUUUCCCAUAUCUACGAUUACUCUUCACUGGGCCCAGAUCUUGCCUUAUUUUCUGGCAUAGUGCAAAAGAAGUCCAUUUAUCAAAGUAUGAAUCUUUUAUUUGCGUGUGUAUACAUAUAGAAAGAUAUUCAGAUUAUAUAAUUAGGGUUUCGGGUUUUACCAUUCAACACAAGACAUCAAUGAAUUUCAACUAGGCAACAUGUACAUACUCAACUGUAGAUUUCAGGAAACUUACAAUGUUCUAGACUCUAGAGAAAAUAGGCUAACAUCGAAAAGUUUCUUGUUUAAUUCAUAGAAGCAUCCUAGGCAAAAACAGACUGCAGGCUACAGUAUCUUUCAAUAAAUACCUGGGUGAAUUAAUACCCCACAUAGAUAAAAACAAUAUCUCAGAUGACAUAAUGGAACAUGAUCUAUUUAUUGUAUUAUGAAAUAUUAUACCUUUUAUGUUGCUUUGCUAACAGUCUGCAUCUGUGUGCAUACUAUGCACGCUAGCUAGAAAAGAUACAUGAACAAAAGGUGAAAUAAUAAAAGAGAAAUUGAAGGCCCCCACAAGUUAUACCUUGUAGCUUUGAAUAAUUGAACGUAUAGAUAUACAGUUACUGCUCCAUGCUGCAUAGGCAAUGAGGCAGUGCUUUAUAAUAUAUAUUAAGAAUAUCUGCAGCUGAAGCUAAAUAUAUAAUUAUAUAUACAGAUAUUAAUGACAGCUGAACGGAGAGAGAUCAUAAAAAACAGUGUAAGCUCUUAUCAGUUGACUUCCGGAAAGUUUUUUGAUAGUGACUUCUGAAAAGUUUGAAGAUGUGCAGUGUUGACUAUAUAUAUAUCUAAAAGGUUGAACAUAUAAUUUUAAAUUCAUCAGUCCUACAAAAGAAUCAAUUAAUAUUAUAUAACAAAAAGAUUAAAGCGUCUACACACUUGCAACAAGGAAAGGCAAGGAAAGUACAAGUAUGAAGAGGGAGCAGAAGGGAUAAAGAGUGCAAAUUGACUAGGCACAUGAGAAAUGACAGAUCAAGCUGGUCAUAAAAAAAUGACCAGAUCUGAUAAGGCCAACCACCCCCGGUUACUCCCACACUAAUUCCAACCAAGAUUGGCUUCGUACUGUUAGUGACAUAUAACUGGGAUUACGGCCACUUAUCUCCUGCAACUUAAUUUUGCCCUAGCUAGGAUUUCGCCCUCAACGAAGCUCUAAACUGUCGGGCUGAAAGGAUAGCCUUAUCUAAUGUCUAGUGAUAGUAAGAACGAAGGCCUUGUGCUUGUUGUGGGGUUUUCUCUGGCUGAAGAACUGUUGUUUUAUUCUUUGAAUAUGCAAGCUUUAUAUUGUAUAAAGGAGGAAGGCAACAGUAGAAUACAGCACAAAGGCACCCAGAAUAUAUACUGGAAACACGAAUAAGGCUCCACAAAAAAUAUAGCAACAGAUUUUUUUUAUUAGCAAAUAUAUAGACCAAAUGUUACUUAUCAGCUGGACUAGUAUAAUCUGGUACUUGAACCCAUGAGACAAUUGGUUAUUUAACUGUAUGUAUUAUGAAAAUGGCUAUGGAGUAAAUGAAUGUCAACCAACCAUGGAACAGGUAGCUGGCACCCAGCUUCCUGCCUUAAGCAAGUGGUCUCAGAGUAGGAUAUCAAAUGAGUGUCCUGCUUUGGAGCUUUUAACGUUCAAUGUUAUCAUUUUUGAUGUUGCUGCUCCUGUUUCUGCUGCACUGCUGUUCCUGUCACUUUUUUUUUGUGGAGUGGAAACAAUAGGAGACCCCUACUGUCGUUCCUGUCACUAUUGUUGGUGAUAGAUCCAAUGCAACUUCAGGAUGUGUCGUUUUCUCCCUCCUGCAUGCAAAUACGAACUGCCUACAAGAUUCAAAAAUAUUGGGGACAGAAUCUAGCACUUUUAUCUUGCAUGCAGGAAACCUUUGUACUAUUCUUGGAGUUUGGACAUGCAACAUCUUAUUUUAUCAAGCAAAUCACCAAUGAAAUGAACACCAUGAAUACUCUACUGCCAAAUGCCAAGGAGUCACAAUUUUGGUUAAAGAUGCAACCGGUACCAUCAGAUAAAAAAAAAUCUAAAGCAGGUGCGACUAUGAAGGUUGACAGCAGAGUGAGGAAAAGAAGGAAACACCUAGAGGCAACAUUUCAGGCACAAACCUCCCAUCAGGCCAUCACCAGCAGUUUCCCAAGACAUGAUUGAAAUUGCAACCCUAGCUAGUCCAAUCGCUUCUACCUGUGCUGCAACUGUACUACCCCCAUGUUAUAUACUACAGCUAGACUUUUGCUCCUAGACCAUAUAUAGGUCCUUGCCUGGACAACACGCCUUUCUUUUCUCCAAUAUUGCAACCACACAGAUUUGUAUCUUGUACUGCAUGUAUAGCUCACUCAGUCUGUACUGAAUCUAGCUACAUAAAUAGCCUAAAUAGGUGCGCACCACCUAUCUUUGCCUAUGGGCAAAUAGAGUCCAAUCUAAAUUGUAAUGAUAAUUGAAAAGUAAUGUUCAAUCUAAUUAAAUGGUA